Molecule: messenger RNA, 1566 nt
Organism: Alternaria arborescens
Lineage: Eukaryota; Fungi; Ascomycota; Dothideomycetes; Pleosporales; Pleosporaceae
Exons: 6
Coding region: 1-1566 (521 amino acids)
Molecular function (GO): heme binding; oxidoreductase activity, acting on paired donors, with incorporation or reduction of molecular oxygen; monooxygenase activity
Source: RefSeq, a predicted model, not a curated record
AUGGAAACCAUUCCGUCCGAAUCAGCUUUCGACAAUGUCUCGCGGCGCCUGUACGCCAUCGCUUUUGUCGCUGUGGCGUUCUUUGCUGUCGGUCGCAUACGACAGUACUUGCGCCUGAGACAUUUCGCCGGACCUAGGACGACGGGAUUCUCUUGGUUGUGGCAUUCCAGAGCUGUUAUUAGCGGCCAAUCUCCUAGAUACUACGGCGAAGUGUGCGAGAAGUACGGGCCGAUUGCUAGAGUUGCACCCAACCAUCUCAUAACAUCGGACCCAGAAUUUUGGGCACGGAUCAAUGCGGUGCGUUCACCGUAUGCGAGGUCAUCUUGGUACUACCACUGUGCUCGGUUCGAGACGGGAAAAGACAAUGUCUUUACAGAUUGCGACAACGAUAGCCAUGAUGCAAGACGCAAGAAGAUGACAUCUGGGUACUCUGGUAAAGAAAACCCAACGUUAGAGCCCUCAAUCGAUCUUCAUGUCAAAGAACUUGUGGAGUUGGUGCACAAGUAUGCAGUACCAACAGCAUCAGUAGAACAAUCUAAACCGAUGGAUCUAGCCGAGAAGAUACCCUUCUUCACAUUAGAUGUUAUCAGUCAUGUUGGCCUUGGACAAGCAUUUGGUGACCUGAAAGCCGACAAGGAUCUCCAGAAUUACCUGAAGUCGAGCGAAGAAGGUCUGAAAAUUGGCAACACGGCCUUUGCAAUGGGUAUAGCCUGGCUCAGAGAUACGCCUAUCAUCGGACCUGCCAUCAGUCCAUCGGAAAAGGACGCCAAUGGCUUCGGUAACAUGAUGGCUCAAGCACGAAAGAUAGUCAACUCUAGGAUGACGAAGUCAACUGAUGACAAGUCUGAUAUGUUCGCGUCAUUCGUUCGUCACGGUCUCUCUGGAAACGAUCUCUUUCAAGAGGUGUUCGAGCAGAUUCUUGCUGGGUCUGACACUACGGCUGCUGCUAUUCGGGCUAUCCUGCUCUAUGUCAUGAGCCAUCCACGUGUGUAUGCGAAGCUCCAGGCCGAGAUAGAUGAGUCAGUCAAGGCUGGCACGGCGCCUGCAUCUCCCGGUAUCAUCUCCGAUGCAGAAGUGCGCCGACUGCCGUACCUGGGAGCUGUUAUUCGGGAAGGGAUGCGGAUGCAUCCGCCCGUCGCCAAUCUCUUCUCAAAGGUUACGCCAGAUGAAGGAGACGUCGUGACCAUUAACAACAAGGAACACUUCAUCCCCGGUGGGACUUUGGUAGGCUAUUCGGCCUGGACAAUGCAUCGUAACAACCGCUCCCUUUACGGCGAGGAUUGCGGCACAUUUCGUCCCGAGCGCUGGCUCAUUGACACGAGCGAUGCGGGCGAGAAGGCACGCUUAGCCCGGAUGACAAAGACUAACGAUAUGAUCUUUGGCUACGGUCGAUGGCUCUGCUUGGGACGCAACGUUGCGUUGAUCGAGAUAUACAAGUGCGUCUUUGAAUUGUUGAGACACUUUGAUCUAUCAUUGGCCAAUCCAUUGGAGCCGUGGAAGAUAUUCAACUCCCUCGGGCUCUGGGAAAUCAAGGACAUGUGGGUGAACGUUACUAUGAGGGAAUAG